Molecule: messenger RNA, 338 nt
Organism: Adineta ricciae
Lineage: Eukaryota; Metazoa; Rotifera; Eurotatoria; Adinetida; Adinetidae
Source: the annotation of a GenBank genome assembly
AUGCUAAAAUUGAUUUUGCCGCAAAAUCAAAUUCCCCAUGAACUCUGUUUUGCUUCUCACAAUUGGCCCUCAUCUCAAUUCUACGCUCGUGUUCUUGAUGCUACGAAUCUUGUUGAUGUUCCAUCCAAUCAUUUUACGCACGCCUUCUGCACAUUUGGCCUUAUGAUGAUACCCGAUGCUUCGAAAGCUCUCAACGAAAUGCUUCGUGUUCUUCAAUCAUCUGGAACAGUCGCGAUAACGACAUGGCAAAAAGUUGGUUGGGUACCUAUUGUGUCCGAAUGCAUUGCACGAGCAAAGAUGUCAUCGACUAAAGAAGAAAAUUCUGUUCCAAUUCUUCA